AUGCCAGAGCCAGUCAAAAAAGCAGUUUCAGCGUUUGCCAAGAAACCAAAGUCUCAGGAGGGAGACGAGGGGUCCUCUGUGGUCUUUGAAGCAGAGACCGAGAAGCCUGAUGCUAAAGUAAAAUGGCAGUGCAACUCAAAGGACAUCGCCAGUGGCGACAAAUAUUUGAUCUCAGCCAACGGAAACAAGCACUCCCUCGCUAUAAAAGCUAUUACCAAGGAAGAUUCCAAUGUCUAUGCAGUGAUCGCUGGAGGGUCAAAGGUCAAGUUUGACCUGAAGGUCGUAUCAAAGCCAGAAGCUCCAGUUGAGGCCCCUGCUGAUGCACCCGCAGAAACUGUUGUCAAACCAGAACAGGCUCCUGCUCCGCCUGCAGCAGCACCCACUGAGGACCAGACCGCUGCCCCAGCACAUGAUGCUCCUCCAGCUGAGGAGGGACAGCCACCGGACACUAGACAGGACCUGACCGGACUGUUCACAGAGAAACCCCAGAGUGGGGAGGUCACUGUAGGUGAAAACAUUACGUUCGUGGCUAAAGUGAAUGCUGAGUCGUUGCUGAAGAAACCCACCAUCAAAUGGUUCAAAGGGAAGUGGAUGGACCUCGCCAGCAAGUCUGGAAAACACCUGCAGCUUAAGGAGACGUAUGACCGCAGCAGUAAGGUCUAUACGUUUGAGAUGCAAAUCAUCGAGGCCAAGCCAAACUUUGCAGGAGCUUACAGAUGUGAGGUUGCAUCCAGGGACAAGUUUGACAGCUGCAAUUUUGACUUGGCCGUACAUGAGGCUUGUGCUGCUGAGGGUUUCGACAUAAGAGCAGCUUUUAGGCGAACUAGUACGGAUGGAAAGGAAGACUCAGGAGAGCUGGACUUUAGUACCUUAUUAAAAAAGAGCAGCAGUUUCUUAAAAUCCUCAAAUCGAGCCGUGCAGGUGAGCGCAGAGCCGGACAAGGACAUCUGGAACAUCCUCAGCCACGCUCCUUCUUCAGAAUAUGAGAAGAUUGCUUUUCAGCACGGCAUCACCGACCUGAGAGGCAUGCUCAAGAGGCUGAAGAAGAUGAAGAAAGAAGAGAAGAAAAGUGCAGCUUUCCUCAAAAAGUUGGACCCAGCUUACCAAGUGGCAAAGGGACAUAAAAUAAAACUGGCCAUUGAGGUCGCCAAUGCAGAUGCUGAGGUGAAAUGGCUGAAGAACGGACAAGAAAUUCAACCAUCUGGAAGCAAGUACAUCUUUGAGAGUGUUGGCAACAUGCGCUACCUCACAAUCAACCACUGCUCCUUGGCGGAUGAUGCCGCAUAUUGCUGCGUGGUGGGAGAGGAGAAAUGCACCACUGAACUCUUUGUUAAAGAGCCUCCCAUUGUGAUUGUUAAGAAUCUGGAUGAUCAGAUGGUCAUGAAGGGCGAGAGGGUGGAGUUAGAGUGCGAAGUCUCAGAGGAAGGAGCCAAUGUUAAAUGGGAAAAAGACGGUGUGGAAUUGACAAGAGAUGAGUGUUUCAAGUAUCGCUUCAAGAAAGACGGCUGCAAACAUUUCCUGAUAAUUAAUGAGGCCACAAAAGAAGACUGCGGCCACUACAAGGUUAAAACGAACGGCGGCGAGUCUAUGGCUGAACUCUUGGUGCAAGAGAAAGACCUGGAGGUCUACCAGAGCAUUGCAGACCUCACAGUGAAGGCAAAGGAUGAGGCGGUGUUUAAGUGUGAGGUGUCGGAUGAGAACGUGAGAGGAACCUGGUACAAGAAUGGUGCAGAAGUCAAGCCGGAUGCCAGAAUAAAUAUCUCACAUAUUGGCAGGAUCCACAAACUGACCAUUGAUGAGGUCAAACCAGAGGAUGAGGGAGACUACACUUUUGUGCCAGAUGGCCAUGCUUUCAACCUCUCUGCUAAACUCAACUUCCUGGAGGUGAAGAUUGAUUAUGUGCCACGCCAAGAUCCUCCGAAGAUCCACCUGGACUGUAUGGGUCGCACCACUGAGUCAACCAUCGUGGUGGUGGCUGGCAACAAACUGCGUUUGGAUGUCCCCAUCACUGGAGACCCUGCUCCCACAGUGGUCUGGACCAAAGGAGAGAAGGUUGUCACAGAGGGAGACAACAGGGUCCAUGUUGAAACCAUCAAGGGACACUGUAUCUUCACCAUCGAGGGGGCUGAGAGGCAGGACGAGGGGAUCUACUCUGUUGUGGUUCGAAACCCUGCUGGGGAGGACACUGCAGACAUCAAUGUGAAAGUUGUCGAUGUUCCAGAUCCUCCCCAGGCUCCCAGAAUCCUUAGCGUGGGAGAGGACUCCUGUGUGGUUCAGUGGGACCCCCCUCUGUUUGAUGGUGGACAGCCAGUUAUUGGCUACGUGCUGGAGAGAAAGAAGAAGAAGAGCUACAGGUGGAUGAGACUGAACUUUGACCCUUAUUCUGAAACAACCUAUGAAGCCAGGCGGAUGAUUGAAGGAAUGGAGUACGAGAUGCGAAUCUAUGCUGUCAACGGCAUCGGCAUGUCUCGUCACAGUCCAGCCUCACAGCCAUUUGUGCCAGUUGCCCCCACAAGUGAGCCCAUCGGACUCUGCCUGGAGGACAUCAGUGACACUUCCAUCUCGCUGAAGUGGCGGCCGCCAGAGAGGAUUGGCUCAGCUGAACUCGAGGGUUAUGGGGUUGAGUACUGCAAGGAGGGCACGGAUGAAUGGAUACCAGCCAUGCAGGGUCUGACUGACCGGACAUCAAUGGUCAUCAAAAAUCUCACCACCGGAGACAAGCUGCAGUUCCGUGUGCGGGCCUACAACAUGGCAGGACCCAGUGCUCCCAACUCUCUGGCUCAGCCUGUCACCAUCAGAGAGAUAAUGCAACGCCCUAAGAUUUGGAUCCCUAGAAAUCUCCGCCAGACUCUCGUCAAGCAAGUUGGAGACACUGUCAACCUUGUGAUUCAUUUCCAGGGUAAGCCAAGGCCGAAGGUCACAUGGAGCAAAGAUGGGGAGCCUCUGAGCCCCACGUUCGCUAAUGUGAGGAACAGCGAAAUGGAUACGAUCCUCUUCAUUCGCAAGACAGAGAGAAAACACUCUGGGAAGUAUGAUCUCCAGGUGCAGAUUGAGAAUAUAGAAGAUACAGCAAGUAUCACACUGCAGGUUGUUGACCUCCCAGGGCCCCCUAUGGCACUGAAAAUCGUAGAUAUCUGGGGCUUUAAUGUGGCACUAGAGUGGAAGCCACCGAAGGACAAUGGUAACUGUGAAAUAACCGGUUACACCAUUCAGAAAGCUGAAAAGAAGACGAUGGAGUGGUUUACAGUCUAUGAGCAGUACAGACGAGCCAACUGCGUCGCAUCAGACCUCAUCAUGGGGAAUGAGUACGUCUUCCGAGUCUUUGCCAUGAACCUUGUGGGCCUCAGCCCAGAGCCCUGCACCACAACAGACAGCGCUUACAUCCAGAAAACUGGUAUGGAGUACAAGCCGCCCACCUACAAGGAACAUGACUUCUCACAGGCUCCCAAGUUCACACAUCCGUUGGUAAACCGUUCUAUCAUAGCAGGAUACAGCACGACCCUCAGCUGCUCAGUCAGAGGCUUACCAAAGCCCAAAGUGACCUGGUACAAAAACAAGAUCGACAUCUCAAAUGAAGCCAAGUACCGGAUGCUCAGUAAACAAGGUGUUCUGACGCUGGAGAUCCGUAAACCCUGUACCUUUGAUGGAGGAGUGUAUAUGUGCAAAGCAGUCAACGACUCUGGAGAAGACAUAGUGGAGUGUAAACUGGAGGUCCGCUCUCAGAUCAUUAAAGAAGAAAAGAAGUAAAGAGGUUCGGGCUGCUGACUGAAGACAUUAUAAUUUUUUCUCCUGCAUGUUGACUGUAUUGUGUCAUGUGAAACUCUUCACCUGCAUCACAAACUGUGAUUAGCCCAUAUCUGCUUUAUAUUUUCAUCACUUUCCUCCUCUGAAAUCAUCUUUAAUAUCACCAUACUCGCUGUUCUGUUAGUAUCAUGUGUAAU
Molecule: messenger RNA, 3941 nt
Organism: Anoplopoma fimbria (sablefish)
Lineage: Eukaryota; Metazoa; Chordata; Actinopteri; Perciformes; Anoplopomatidae
Gene: mybpc3
Product: myosin binding protein C3
Exons: 31
Coding region: 1-3747 (1248 amino acids)
Molecular function (GO): protein binding
Source: RefSeq, a predicted model, not a curated record